Neocloeon triangulifer is the source of this 2073-nucleotide messenger RNA. It is a transcript of the gene Orco, whose product is annotated as odorant receptor coreceptor. Gene Ontology annotation, cellular component: plasma membrane. The transcript is spliced from 9 exons. The record is from RefSeq and is a predicted model, not a curated record. Gene Ontology annotation, molecular function: olfactory receptor activity; odorant binding. The coding region runs from base 115 to 1593 and encodes 492 amino acids. Gene Ontology annotation, biological process: sensory perception of smell; detection of chemical stimulus involved in sensory perception of smell. NCBI's taxonomy places the organism in Eukaryota, Metazoa, Arthropoda, Insecta, Ephemeroptera, Baetidae.
AUUCACGUGUUGCAUGGGAAGUUUGUCACUUUUGUGUGAAUUAAUAAAUCGCCACAGCUUAAAGGGUUGUAUGUACACGCGACUUGGUCAGUUGGUCAGCCUCUCUUCGUCGAAAUGAUGAAGGCGGAAAAAACGACCCAGCGGAGUCUUUCGGAGGACUUGCGGCCGCUGAUGCGAUUACUGCGGCUCUCGGGCCACUUUUUACCAGAUUACGAAAAAGGUGGAAUUUUCGGCAAAUCAGUUUACUCGCUUGUGCACCUCAGCCUCGGAAUAACGCACUUCAUUUUCCUUUUGGUCAAGUUGUUGAUGCAAUUUGGAGACACGGUCUCCCUCAUCAGCAACACCCUGACAAUGCUGUUCUUCCUGCACGGAAUUACAAAGGCGUUGUACUUCGCAGUGAAGCGCAAGCAGUUUUACGCGACGGUGCGCACGUGGGAAAAGAGCCACUCGCACCCGUUGUUCGCCGCCUCGGACGCGAAACACCGCGCGGCGUUCGCGGCCGAGACGCGGCGCCUCCUGCAGCCCAUCCUCGUCGCCACGGCGCUCACCGUCUUCUUCUGGGCCAUCCACCCCUUCGUCGGCGACGCUGAGACCGCCACGCCGACGGCGACGGAAUCGGUCUUGAACGACACGUUCGCCAAUUCGACCCAAGACUCGCCGACGGAAAAGGCCCAGAAAGGCACCAAACUGCUGAUCAACGCGUGGUACCCGUGGGACCCCUACCAGAGCACCUUCGCCUACUUCGUCACCUAUUGCUACCAGCUUUACUGGCUGUUGUUUUGCAUUUGCCAAAUCAAUCUGCUCGAUGCGCUGUUCUGCUCCUGGCUAAUCUACGGCUGCGAACACCUUCGACAUCUCAAGGACGCAAUGCAGUACAUGAUGCAGCUGAGUGUGACGGACGGACUUUCUGCAAUAGCCAGUGACAACGGCUAUCUUAUGGAAAAUCUAGACACAAAAAUUCACUUUCCGAACGAAGUUCCGCCAGCAACGGCCCCAAAAAUGGCCUUCCAGAGACUAAGGAGGGUCGUUCCGGCGGAGACACCACCUGUCCGGUUUGGUCAGACGAUGGACUCGCUUAUGAUGAAAUUUCCAUCUGGUGACAACUCGGAAACUGGCAGACGAGGGGUGGUCAUUCGCUCGGCCAUUAAAUAUUGGGUUGAGAGGCACAAACAUAUUCUCAAGUAUAUCGAGUCUGUAGGCGACUCGUACGGAAUGGCUCUUCUCCUCCACAUGCUCACUAGCACCGUCACCCUCACUUUGCUGUCAUAUGAGGCCACUAAGAUAACUGGCAUUAAUUUGCAUGCAUUCACUGUGAUUGGCUACCUGUGCUACACUCUGGCCCAAGUUUUUCUUUUCUGCCUUUUUGGCAAUCGGCUCAUAGAGGAGAGUGUAUCGGUGAUGCACGCUGCCUACAGCUGCCCGUGGUACAACGGAUCUGAGGAGGCGAAAACCUUCGUCCAGAUAGUUUGUCAGCAAUGCCAGAGGCCGCUCUCCGUGUCUGGAGCAAAAUUCUUCACCGUCUCCCUCGACUUGUUUGCCUCUGUGCUGGGAGCUGUCGUUACGUACUUCAUGGUUCUCAUUCAACUAAACUAGGCAUUAGACUGACAGCGCUACAGACACACUAUUUGUGUUGAGAGUAGUUUUUAAACUGUUACACAUUUUUGAAAGAAAAAAUUGCGAAUUAAAAAAUUCCCUAAUUAUAAGUAUGAAACAGCCACAUUUUUCAAUGGAGGGGAAUAUUGGCCAGAUCACGUUUGGUGAAACGUGAAAUCAGCAGAGGCAUUCAGUUUACCUGGUUAAAUGUCUUACGGAGAAAUGUACCCUGUUGGACUAGUACUACGGCCAAAUCGGUUAUGUAAACAGAAAAAUGAAACUUUAAAAAUUCAAAGACUAUUUUGGGAUUAUUUCAUCGAAAGUAAACUUUUGUUUUAAAAUAGGUUUUAAUAAAAUUUUGCACAAAAUGAUUGCUAGAAACCGAGUAUUUAAAAAGAAAUUUUUUAUUUUUUAUUUCAGUUAAUUUUGUUGCACUUAUAAUGACGGAAUCAACUAAUUAUAUAUGAAGAACGAAUAAAA